Molecule: messenger RNA, 543 nt
Organism: Uloborus diversus
Lineage: Eukaryota; Metazoa; Arthropoda; Arachnida; Araneae; Uloboridae
Product: heterogeneous nuclear ribonucleoprotein A1, A2/B1 homolog
Exons: 4
Coding region: 1-543 (180 amino acids)
Biological process (GO): regulation of gene expression
Cellular component (GO): nucleoplasm
Molecular function (GO): RNA binding
Source: RefSeq, a predicted model, not a curated record
AUGAUACAGGUUCGCUUCCGCAAACUCUUUGUGGGCGGUCUGGACCCCAGCAUCACCGAAGAGGACUUGCGCGCCCACUUCAGCAAGUUCGGCACCUUGACCGGAUGUACUGUGCAUCGCGACCUAGAAACCGGACGGUCGCGCGGAUUCGGGUUCAUCACCUUCGAAGACAUAAUAUCGGUCGAUAGGGUCCAGAGCAGCAGGCCUCAUCACAUCAAGGGGUGCGAGGUGACGGUGAAGAGAGCUGUCCCUAAAGAAUGCUUCCAGGAGUUCGACGGCCUCCUGACAGUGAACCGUCUCUUCGUGGGAGGACUCAAACCAGAAAUGGACGAAAGGACAUUGAAGGAGCAUUUCUCCAGCUUCGGUCUUGUCCGCAAGGUGGAACUCAUGGUGGAUCGACGAACGAACACACCCCGUGGAUUCGCUUUCGUCGAGUUCGAAGACUACGACCCUGUCGACAAAGUGAUGCUUCAUGGGACGACGCACGCCAUCAAGGGACAAGACGUUACCGUCGGAAAAGGUUCUGGCUUUACGUGCAUGUAG